AUGUUUGAAGAAAUCUCAGCGCCAGUGGAAGGUGUUACUGAAAAAGUUGUUCUUAAAGAGACCAAACCACCAUUGGACAGUCGUAUCGGUAAAGAUGCGCCGUUCCAGUUUGGCCAGAGAGUACUCGCCGAUGAUAAUGAUGUGUGGAACCACAACGCCUGGGAUCACGCCGAAUGGGGUGAAGAGCAAAAGGUGGAGGCAGAGACUCUCAUUUCCAAGCAAUAUGAGAAUCCGGUUGAGGAGUUUGACAAGAAGUUGUACAACGGCAACCCGGCCAAGUACUGGGACAUCUUCUACAAGAACAACAAGGAAAACUUUUUCAAAGACCGUAAAUGGUUGCAGAUCGAGUUUCCAGUGCUCUACGAGGCCACCAAGGCGGAUGCCCCGCCUGUGACCAUCUUGGAAAUUGGAUGUGGUGCGGGUAACACCAUGUUCCCCGUCAUGAGCCAGAACGAAAACCCCAACUUUCGCAUUAUCGGCGCUGAUUACUCCAAGAACGCGGUCCAGUUAGUCAAGAACAGUGCCAGCUAUAACCCAGAGAUUGCCCAUGCAUGUGUGUGGGAUCUUUCCAACGAGAACUUGGAGUUGCCAGAAACCGUCGAGCCAGAGUCCGUGGAUAUCAUUAUCAUGGUCUUUGUGUUCUCCGCCUUGGCCCCAGAACAAUGGGUCCACGCCGUCAACAACUUGCAGAAAAUUUUAAAGCCGGGCGGUCAGAUCUUAUUUAGGGAUUACGGGAGAUACGACUUGGCGCAGGUUCGAUUCAAGAAGGGGAGAUUGUUAGACGACAACUUCUACAUCAGAGGUGACGGUACCAGGGUGUACUUCUUUACCGAAGAAGAGUUGAGGGACAUUUUCGGCAAGUUUUUCCAGGAGGAGCGGGUCGCUACCGAUAGACGUUUGUUGGUCAACAGAAAGAAGCAGUUGAAAAUGUACCGUAUUUGGAUGCAAGCUGUCUUUAAAAAGCCGCUUGAAAACUAG
Molecule: messenger RNA, 978 nt
Organism: Babjeviella inositovora NRRL Y-12698
Lineage: Eukaryota; Fungi; Ascomycota; Pichiomycetes; Serinales
Gene: ABP140
Product: Abp140p
Exons: 1
Coding region: 1-978 (325 amino acids)
Molecular function (GO): tRNA (cytidine-N3)-methyltransferase activity
Source: RefSeq, a predicted model, not a curated record